Rotaria sordida is the source of this 240-nucleotide messenger RNA. The record is from the annotation of a GenBank genome assembly. NCBI's taxonomy places the organism in Eukaryota, Metazoa, Rotifera, Eurotatoria, Philodinida, Philodinidae.
AUGAUGUUAUUAUUUCAUCAAGUAACUUCUCACCAGAAAGUCUUGCAUGGUUUUUUUGUACGAAAAUAUAAAAUAAAUAAAGCUUAUCCAUGUUAUCAUUUUCCACAUUCAAAGUCAUAUGGUGGAUGGGGUUGGCAAUGGGAUAAACCAAUGAAAUGGAAAGCUUAUACAUAUCUUUCUAGUGCAUUGGCAGCACUUAUUAUUGCUAUUAUAUUUCUUAAAUUGAGACGAUAUCAUUAA